UGUAACGGCAAGAUGUCCUCGGAGCCCCACUUGCCAUAGUGACACAAGGUACUUAGAAGCUUGUGAUCCCGGAUUGUCGUUUUGUGUUUAGAGAUUUUGGCGCGCCAAUGGCGGCAAAGAUAUCCGAAUAGGGCUAGGGUCAAACGUCAUGUUGGGGCUAAGGAUAGUGUAAGAUAUUUGCUCGCACUUCCCAAGAAUGAGCACUCUGUCAGCACUCGGCACAUGCGCACCUGUUUCCAUUCCACUUGUUGACAUGCAUACAAGACCCAGGACAAGUCUAUCGUUUCGGAGUGACAGUCGUUCGGCCUUCCGGUUGAAGGGAUUCAGGUGGUACCGAAUCCAACAACAAGCAAUCGUUUCAGAAGUUCUGUUUUGAUGAUCCGAGGUCUGCCUUUUGGACCACUCGAAGAAGUACCCUGCUACCCCAUUAUCCCAAAUUUUGUUCCGUGCUUUCUUGUCAUUGCUACUCCCACAAAAAUAGAUACCAUCAACACAACAUGCAAUCUACAAGCUACAACAAUGACGCCUCUUGGCAACCAUGGCUGGUAGUGUCAGUUGCAUUCUUACUAAGUCAACAGCAGCAGCAACAAUCUCCUGCCAUUAUCGAGCAGUUUUAUUGGUUGGUUGACCAUGCAUUGGUGCCACUCUACACCCUGGGUGUUCUUGCAUAUCUGAGUGCCUUGGUGAUUCAACGACACGUUGUGCCCGAGGUCAAACAACGGACAGAUGCUUCCAAGCAAAAACAGGGUCACAAACAAAAGCAAAAAGAUGCUUUGGAAUCCGAUGUUGGAACUGUCAUGAGUGGGGAAGAUGCCGAGCAACCCAUUGAUAUGACUGGAAAAUACAAGCUGGUGUCCGUGGAAAACUUUGACAAGUUCUUGGCGAUUCAAGGUGUCCCAUAUUUUCUACGACAGGCUGCAUGCAAAGCACGUCCGGUCCACAGAAUCACUCACAGAGGCAACCGUGUCACAAUUCGCAUAGAAGGGAUAAUUGUGACACAAACAACCUAUGUCAUUGGGGGCCCACCGGUUGAGGUUAGCGUACGAGGGCGGAAAUUCCAGGAUCGAAUGGUAUACCUGGAGAAUGGGAAAGGGAUUCAGGGAAUCAAGGAGGCGGUCACGGAAAACUACAAUGUCUUCAUCGACCGGGAGCUCUCUGAAGAUCGGCAGAAGAUCACCCUCACGAGUCGGGCCAUAUUCAAGGAUGAUCGGGAAACUGUAGAAAGCGUUCAAAUCUUUGAACGACUGGAGUGAAUAGUCGAAUGAUACCAACCUGAUCCACCUCUAGCAAGAAUGAAGUAUUAUUGGGAAUGGUUUUCAUCUGCAGGCGCUUUUUGAAGCUAUCCUUCACCAUUCUCAAUAUGUACAAACAAAAGAUUGGCAGGAAUCCGUGAUGUCCCGAAGAGAGAGAGAGACAACAAAGACAACAAUGUAGCACUUCUUGCGCUGGAUAAUUUGACUGCGAACUCUCCGAAGACAAACAAAAGGUCACCCUCGCGAGUUGGGCCGUGAUCAAGGAUGAUCGAGAAAUGUAGAAAGCGUUCAAGUCUUUGAACGAAGGGAGUGAAUUCUUUGGAGUGAAUAUCGAAUGAACCCAACCUGGUCCACCUCUAUAGAAAGAAUGAAGUAUGAUUGGGAAAUAGUUUUCAUCUGCUGGCACUUUUUUGCUUCGCCAUUUUUUAAAUGUAUAAAGAAAGUAUUGGCAGGAAUCCUUGAUGUCCGGAAGGCAGAGAGAGAGAGAGAGAGAGAGAGAGAGA
Seminavis robusta is the source of this 1756-nucleotide messenger RNA. The record is from the annotation of a GenBank genome assembly. Lineage: Eukaryota; Bacillariophyta; Bacillariophyceae; Naviculales; Naviculaceae.